Brassicogethes aeneus is the source of this 1002-nucleotide messenger RNA. Lineage: Eukaryota; Metazoa; Arthropoda; Insecta; Coleoptera; Nitidulidae. The record is from the annotation of a GenBank genome assembly.
GAUAUGUAUAUACGAGUAACGCACGUUUCCAGUGCGAGGAAUGUGACUACAGCGGCACAUGGAAACAAUCUCUGAAGCAUGCAAAAACAAGUGAGAAAUGUAAAAGAAGUAUGGAUAAUUCUCCUAAAGACACCAAAAAAAAUGCAAUAACCUACUACUGCGUGCACUGUAAAUUUAGCACGAGUUCAUUCAAUAAGUUCCACGCCCACAAUUUGUCGUGCGAAAAUUUGACCUUCAAAUGCUCCUUCUGCGAGUUAAUCUGUUUCUCGCAAAACAACUUCGACAUACACGUCUAUAGACGGCAUAAAAGACAGAACGACGUGGAAAAAAGAUAUUUUUUUAAAAACGAGUUAUUUUCCUGCGAAAAAUGCGAUCAUGUCGGGGUUAAGUCGGAUACCCGGCACGAAUGUGACCCCAAAAAAGUUCAAAUAAAACAGCAAAAGAAGCAUCAUUGCGGGUACUGCAAUUUUUCGUGCAAGAAAGCUUUCAAUUUGAGUCGACAUUGCGAGACACUUCAUAAAGUAAAGAAUUACUCCGCUGAAAUGGUCGAAUUGAUUAACCAAUCGAAAUCCAACCACCAGUGUCCAUACUGCGAAAGUUUUCGUAGCGAGACAACUUUAAAUUUACAAAACCACGUCUUGAACGAGCAUUGGGAGCAAAAUGACGUUGAGAAAAAAAUAAAAUUCAACUUCCUAAAAUGCCAGAACUGUUUGUUCAGAACAUUGCAAAAAAAAUUAUUGGUGGAACAUAUUUUACGAUGCCAUAAAGAAACGUCCAAAUUGUUACAGUCCCCUGUCGCUCCAAAGCCCGAUACAAAAUUAAAAGAACCCAAAAGAAGGCAGUACAGAUGCACACAAUGUCCGUACAAAACAAGAAGUCUUUUGAACGUUGUAAAACAUCAGAAAGGUUGUAAGGAAGUAGACGCUCAACCUGUCCCAAAAGAUCUUGAUGGUUUGUUCAAGGUUAAACGUGUGAAACCCUAAAAAAUAAAUGUAUUUUGUG